UUCGAUUUUGUCAAUUCUCUCUACUUUUAUAAUAAGAAUAAUUGCCAUAAAAAAAUCAAAAAAUAGUCAAGGGAUAAAAUUUGGCAAACUGUGUUGGGAUAUAAACUAGAGAACCGCCUUCUAGAUUUUCUGUUAUGUUUUGUUAUAAAAAAUAUUCUUCUAAUCUUAUCAAGUUGACUUGAGAGCAUUUAAAAAACAGGCUGUGCCGCAUAUGUUCAUUUAAAAGUAACCAACAUACAGCGUUCUCUUUGUUAUCUUUCAAGUUAGCUCUAACACUAGUUGUCAAAAAAUUUAGGAAAAAACUAUAAGACGAAAAGUUGGAUCCGUCAAAAGGGUCUAGGAGUAUUGUACUUUACCAGAAUCUUUUCAUCAUUACUGUUAUUCGGAAGCAAAGCCAUGACAAAAAGUGUGAAAGCAAUACUUCUAGAGGUAGUAUUCAUCUGUCUCAUUUCAAUUUCACUUCAAUAUGACUGCCCCGCCACCAUGGAAAAAGUAGAAGGAGCAGCAGAAGAUAGUUGCUACAAGUUGCUGGAUUUGGGCAGAAUGGAGUACCCGAGUGCGAGCUUGUUUUGUCAGGUGUCGAUAACUUCAGAGGGUGGAGCUCCACAAGUUGUGAUUCCGAAGAAUCUUGGGGAACUGCAGGCACUGGUAAAUUAUGUUCUUUCCAAGGGCAUAUCAACAACAGGGCAGUCCGGCUUCUGGGUCAACUACCGAAGGGAUGAACCAGCUCCCUUGGAAGAAGACGGAACCUUGUCUUCCAAUAUGUCAAUGAUCCGAAAAGACCGCUCGCAAUUCGUCGACCGAAUCCAACUCAAGGUGAUGCCAGAUGAGCUGUGGCGAGCUGAAUCGCAGCCAGGAGACCAGACUGAUGAGAGAGACGAACAGUGCGUAGCCCAGAGCUACCCGGGAAACCCGAAUCAUUUGGGUCUAGACGACUUCGCUUGUUCAAGAUAUGAAUUGCACAAUGCUCUUUGCGAAGUCAAGGUGGGGCCAGCUCCAGCUUAAUGAAGAACUACGAAAUUUUUGAGAUUUAUCUCGGAUUGCAUUCAAAUCAUCCGAAACUGGAAAUAUGACCAUUUAGAAACUCUGGUGUUGUUGGUACACAUCUUCUAAUGCUCGAAAUAUCUCAUUAAUGGCAUUGUAAUUAAUUUAAAAUCAAAUUAAAGCUCAG
Messenger RNA from Symsagittifera roscoffensis, 1171 nucleotides. RefSeq lists its product as uncharacterized. Lineage: Eukaryota; Metazoa; Xenacoelomorpha; Acoela; Convolutidae. The record is from RefSeq and is a predicted model, not a curated record. The coding region runs from base 397 to 1005 and encodes 202 amino acids. The transcript has 5 exons.